Molecule: messenger RNA, 1086 nt
Organism: Grammomys surdaster
Lineage: Eukaryota; Metazoa; Chordata; Mammalia; Rodentia; Muridae
Product: olfactory receptor 5AL1-like
Exons: 1
Coding region: 69-1010 (313 amino acids)
Biological process (GO): sensory perception of smell; G protein-coupled receptor signaling pathway
Cellular component (GO): membrane
Molecular function (GO): G protein-coupled receptor activity; odorant binding; olfactory receptor activity
Source: RefSeq, a predicted model, not a curated record
UUGUCUUCUGACUUUAGGUCGACAUUGUAUGCUCUGAAGACUUUUAGCACAUGUAACAUCGAUCUACAAUGGCUAACAGCAAUUACUCUACAGUGUCUGAGUUCAUCCUUGUGGGGCUCACAGAUGACUCAGAGCUUCAGGUCAGUCUCUUCGGUGUGUUUCUAGUCAUCUACUUAACUAGUGUUGUGGGUAAUAUUGGAUUGAUUGUGUUAAUUCAAGUGAGUCCUCAGCUUCAUACCCCCAUGUAUUUUUUUCUGACUCACCUGGCUUUUAUCGACUUUUGUUUUACCUCUUCUGUCACUCCAAACACUCUGUUAAAUUUUCUACGUAAAGUUAAAAGCAUAACCUUCUAUGCAUGUGCCACUCAGUUAUGCUGCUUUGUCACAUUUGUAGUUUGUGAACUGUACUUGCUGUCAAUAAUGGCCUAUGAUAGAUAUGUGGCCAUCUGGAACCCUCUCCUCUAUGCAGUCCUCAUGCCUAGGAAGCUCUGUCUUCAGGUCAUCGCCAGCACAUACAUUUAUGGAUUCACUGUGGGGCUGGCACAGGCAGUGGAGACCUUCCGAUUAUCUUUCUGUGGCUCCAAUGUAGUCAACCACUUCUACUGUGAUGAUGUUCCCUUAGUUGCUCUGGCCUGUUCUGACACUCAUGUCAAAGAGCUGAUGUUGCUAAUCAUUGCUGGCUUCAACACCCUUUGCUCUCUGGUGAUUGUGGUUAUUUCUUAUGUCUGCAUUGUCUUUGCCAUCCUGAGGAUUCAUUCUGCUGAAGGAAGAAGGAAAGCCUUUUCCACUUGUGCAUCCCAUCUGACAUCAAUCACUAUAUUUUAUGGGACAGUAAGUUUUAUGUACCUGCAACCCAAGUCAAGCCAUUCUCUGAACACAGAUAAAUUUGCUUCUGUGUUUUAUGUGGUAGUAAUUCCCAUGUUAAACCCUCUGAUCUACAGCUUGAGAAAUCAGGAAGUAAAAAGUGCUCUAAAGAAAAUAGUAGAAAAGUUAUCUUUAGCCAUCAGGUAAUUGAAAAACCACUGGGUAAAAUGAUCAGGUGUCUUUCAUUUAUAUAUCAUCUAUAUUCACAGCUAUGGAAACAGAG